Messenger RNA from Gadus chalcogrammus (walleye pollock), 1341 nucleotides. Its product is annotated as histamine H3 receptor-like. Gene Ontology annotation, cellular component: membrane. Bases 1 to 1341 code for a protein of 446 amino acids. Gene Ontology annotation, biological process: adenylate cyclase-activating adrenergic receptor signaling pathway. The record is from RefSeq and is a predicted model, not a curated record. Gene Ontology annotation, molecular function: histamine receptor activity. NCBI's taxonomy places the organism in Eukaryota, Metazoa, Chordata, Actinopteri, Gadiformes, Gadidae. The transcript has 3 exons.
AUGUCGGAAGAUCAGUUGGACGGUUCUUCUAACUCAAGUGGAUAUUAUUUUGGCAACGACUCAACCAAAAUCCACUCCAACUUCGCGUUUUCUGGACCUGUGUUUGUCGUUUUGGUGGUGUUGAUGGUGACUUUGGUUGUUGUGAUUGUCCUGGGAAACGCGUUGGUUAUCUUCGCUUUCAAAGUAGACAAGAGUUUGAGGAGACAAUGCAACUACUACCUUCUGAAUUUGGCAAUAUCGGAUUUCCUUGUAGGGGCCGUCUGCAUCCCGCUCUACAUGCCCUACGUCCUGACGGGCCGCUGGACGCUCGGCCGAGCCCUGUGCAAACUCUGGCUGGUGAUGGACUACCUUCUGUGCUCCGCCUCCGUCUUCAACAUCGUGCUCAUCAGCUACGACCGCUUCCUGUCCGUCACGCGGGCGGUGAGCUACAGGGCCAGGCAGGGCAUGCCCCACCAGGCCAUGGCCAAGAUGCUGGGUGUGUGGCUGCUGGCCUUCGCCCUGUACGGCCCCGCCAUCAUCUUCUGGGAGCUGGCGGUGGGCCGCAGCCGCGUGCCCACGGGCCAGUGCUUCGCCGAGUUCUACUCCACCUGGUACUUCCUGCUGAGCGCCUCCAUGCUGGAGUUCUUCUCGCCGCUGCUCUCCGUGGCCUUCUUCCACAUCAGCAUCUACCUCAGCAUCCGCCGCCGCCGGAUCCUCCACAGCAGGGAGUCCGCCCCCCGGCCGCCGCCGCCGCCUCCGGAGCCCCGCGUCCUGUCCCGCCCCCACCACCAACACCACCACCACCCCCACCACCACCACCUGGCCGCCGCCGAGGCAGCCUCCUGUGCAGCCUCCUGUGCCCAGGGGAAGGACGGCCCCCCGUCGUCGCGUUCCCUGCACCAGCACCACGGGGGUCUGGGGGCGAGGCUGGUCAUGAGGGGCUCCUUCCUCUCCCCUUCCUCCCCCUCCUCCUCCUCCUCCACCACCUCCGCUAACGCCACCGCCGCCAACGCCACCGGCGGCACCGGCACCACGGGCAAACUGGACCUGUCGGCGGCCUGCCGCCCCAGUCGUCUGUCCAGGGACAAAAAGAUCGCCAAGUCCCUGGCCAUCAUCGUGUGUGUGUUUGCCAUCUGCUGGGCGCCCUACACCCUCCUGAUGAUCAUCCGCGCCGCCUGCAGGGGGCGCUGCAUCCCGCAUCACUGGUAUGAGGUCACCUUCUGGCUCCUGUGGCUCAACUCGGCCAUUAACCCCUUCCUGUACCCGCUCUGCCACAGUAGCUUCCGCCGCGCCUUCGCCCGCAUCCUGUGCCCGCGGAGACGGGCCACUCAGUCCUCGGCUGACCUUCACGGCAGCCACUGA